Messenger RNA from Cladocopium goreaui, 1365 nucleotides. NCBI's taxonomy places the organism in Eukaryota, Dinophyceae, Suessiales, Symbiodiniaceae. The record is from the annotation of a GenBank genome assembly.
AUGGCAAACAUAAUGGCAGCUCUUGCAAUGAUCAUGAUGAUGUUGCAGAUGCAUCUGGUGUCCUCUCAGGACCUACCUGACAGUUGCGAUGGCAACCCUAACAGUUGCGAGGAAAUCGCAGCCCUUCAGCUUUCCUCUCAGAAGCAACCAGAUGAAGACAAGUGCGACUGGAAACUUGGAGGUACAGAUCCCAAAGGAGCGAGCUGCGAGACCAUCUGCGACGAUGUUGGAAAAGUCUGCGACCCUGGAGAGCAGAAGGGUCUGACAGAAGAGGAAAUGAAGGAUCUAAUUGAAGGUUUUGACCUGGAGUGCGAUGACGAUGAGGCCCCGGAGUCAACUGACCUCCGGACGCCAUAUAUCUUCACAAAUACAAGCCAAUGUCGCCGUGCCGCCGCCACCGCCACCUCCGCUUGUGCACUUGGCGAUAAUGAGAAUGUUAAUCUCAGGAGGUUGUGCUGCUGCGUCUUGCCACCAGCACAGGUGGAGAAUGAUCCCCACGUCCAUACCUUGAAAGGUGCGCACUACACGCUCUUGAAGAGUGGCAACUUCUUGGCAUGGAGUUUCUCUAAGGAUCCAGUGGAGUGGCACCUGUUGGCCGCUUACUCCGGUGCUAGAUCGCGGUUCACCACUCAGUCGCUUUUGCUUCUGGAAAAGCAGAGUGGACAGACUUUGGAGAUGACAGCAGAAGACUGUGUGUGGCAGACGAAAACGGAGAAUGGAUGGCGCAAAGUGCAGCCCGAGUUGCUGCUCCAGGGUGCUGCGAGCGUGGACGUCCAAGAAGUUGAUAAGCACACCCGCGAUCCUCUGAAUUUGGAGUCGGUGAUGGUUUUGCAAAUGUCGGAGCCAGAGAAAUCAGGCGUGCGGAAGGUGGCUAGGCUUCUGACCCACUGCAGCCCCAGUAAGUAUUUGAACUUCAAGGUGAAGAUGUUUGAUACGAAGGAUUUGGACUAUGUGGGAGGAGAGCUUGGAAGUGCACCACGCAACCAGAGCCACUUGAGCCUCUUGUCGGCCAAACUCAGCUCCAUGGUGAUGCGAACGGAUACCGAGUUCCAGGUUAGCAGCUGGGCUUCAUUGGGCGGCAGUGAGGCUGCAGCAGACUUCUUGAAGUUGAAGCAAGAGGCUGAAAUGGCUUUGAUCAGCACCGAGACGACCCAGACCUGCACGGAAGCCAAAGAGCAAGAAGCGGUCACAUCUCAAAGGGUUCUGGAUGCAAAGGGAGCCAAAAGAAAGAGACAGGCCGAUCCGGGCAAAGCGGAAGAGCCCGCGGACAAGAAAGAGCGCAAGACGAACACUCUGCAGGCAUCCUCUCCAGGGGUCCCCCUUGAAGAGAAAGCAGAGGCCCAAGUGCCACGCCUGCGUUGGUGU